AUGUCCCCCAUACUAAAAACUCUACCAUCAAAAAGCCGAUUGGCUCAAGUCAGAAAUCUCAGUGCUGAAAUCUUUGAUGAAUUUUGGAACCCCACAGCAAAAAGAAACCCCGCUAAGAUAUUGAAAAAACCAUUGUUAGGACCUGAAGUUGUUAAAUACUACGGAGACAACAAUACUGUGCCAACAUUUAAAGAUUUUAAGAAAUGGUUCCCAGAGUUGAAAUUAGUGGAUCCUAGGGAAGCCCACAGGACAUUUAUGGUUGAGGAUAGAAAGAGGAGGAAUAAAGGUGCUCCAAAGAAGAAGAAAGCUUGA
This is a messenger RNA of Lodderomyces orthopsilosis Co 90-125, 312 nucleotides long. Its product is annotated as mitochondrial 37S ribosomal protein mS33. The record is from RefSeq and is a predicted model, not a curated record. The coding region runs from base 1 to 312 and encodes 103 amino acids. Gene Ontology annotation, cellular component: mitochondrion. The transcript has a single exon. NCBI's taxonomy places the organism in Eukaryota, Fungi, Ascomycota, Pichiomycetes, Serinales, Debaryomycetaceae.